This is a messenger RNA of Folsomia candida, 1186 nucleotides long. RefSeq lists its product as uncharacterized. The transcript has 5 exons. The record is from RefSeq and is a predicted model, not a curated record. Bases 215 to 562 code for a protein of 115 amino acids. Lineage: Eukaryota; Metazoa; Arthropoda; Collembola; Entomobryomorpha; Isotomidae.
AAAAGGAAGUCUCCGAGAUAAGCACAAAUCCUAAACCAAAUCUCUCUACUUGCAGACCCCGUUUGAAAAUCGGUUAGUGUGUCCAAGUAGCUGCUUUGAGACAGGCGAACGACUAUCUUAGUUUGCAAUAUCGAGAGUUUUUCGGUGCUUUGUAUAGCUCCGUAGACUUCAGUUUUUAAACCGAAUAUUUUCCGAACGUCGAAAGCAGUUCAAAAUGAGCAGUACCAGUUUCCGUCAACAUUUUGACAUGAUCAGUAUGCAUGAGCCAGUACAACGCAAGGCGAAAUUCUGGACGUCAUAUGUGCGAGCUCUCAAAGGCACAGAGGACAUGCGAGCUGACGAAGGGUCACCACACCGUCGCCGACCCUUUUCCGAAAUGCCGGACGUUUUCCCACGAAUGUUCGACGACAUGCUGCCAACACCUUCGACGGAGGACGCCAAUGCGAGAGUCCGAGCUCCCGGCUAUCGUUACCAACCAGUUUCUCGAGAGACUUAUGGCUACUCUCCAAGACCCAUUCAGGCUGCUGGACCAGUCACCAGCAGCAGACGCAGUCGGUAUUAAUCGAUUAAUCGAUGCGUAAAAUGUUAGACGAAAACCGACAUCCAAAAUUACUGUCAAAUCACUAAAUUCGGCCAUGUAUUCGUUCAACAUCAUUUUCUUAUACUUAUAUAACACCGUUUAAAUAAAAAUACCAUCACAAAUAACAUCUAGUUUACACAACAGCCUGUUGUCUGUUCUUGGGACGCAAAAUACGAUUCAAUAAGAUGUUCAGAUCAUACAUUUAGAACCAACUUCAAUCUCGCAGCUACACAAAGGAAGAAGAGACAAGAAACAAAAUACCACAAAAUAUCUGAUAUCGAUCGUACCUAACUAUUUUUCAUAAUGAGACUUGAAUUUAUUUACAUAAAAGUCACGUGCAGAGAGUUCUACAUCGUUCUGGUUUUCUUCAGUUCAUAUAACAUCAAAACAUGGAAAUUUACUUUUGGAGUAAUAAAAAAGCACAAUGAACAACAUCUGAGGGACAUGCUAGCGUUACAAUCAAAGAAUUAAUGGAGUGUAUAAUUGGAUAUCGUUCAAUCAUCGGGGAUUGCCAUUGUUCUGUUCUACAUAUUAUAUACUUAUUAACUCUUGUAAUUUAAUCUUAAGAUUAAGUUGAAUAUACGCAAAUAAAAUAAUUUAAAUCCA